UUCCGGAUUUCCCUGUUUUGAAAGGAAACAAUGUAGCCUUGCUGCGUGAAGUCUGUGAAGGGUAAGCAGGCCCAGGGCUGUACAGCUCUGAGCAGGCCUACUCGCCCAAAUUUACAGCGAAUGGGCAUCACUACAAAUGACAGAGGCGAGUCUCCAGUGAAACGAUAUCGAGCACUCGUGGAUGACGGGCAUGCGCUGUUAACACCGCUCAGUGGUUGCAUUGGCGAUUUGUCUAGUCUUGGGAAGCGUCCCUUUUCCGGGUUUGUGUUACUGCGACUUCCAAUGGGCGCCGUCCAACGCUACACAGUAGAAGAAAUUGGACAAAACUAGAAUCGCACAAAGCAGUGGAUUGCGAUUUCUUGCCCUGGACACGAAAACAGGCAUGUCAGACAUUAGUGUUGAGGCAGAGGCAGAGCCCAGUCAGGCUGUGGCAGCAGGGGCUCAGGUGGAGCUUGAGGAGGGAGAUGAGCAUGAGGGCCAAUCUCAGGAGGCUCAGACAGAUGCUGAGGAGGCUCACAACACACACGAAGGAGACCUGCAGGCCCGUGACGGCCGUGAGACUGGCCAGUAUGAUGAUGAUGUUGUGUAUGAUGUGGACCUGAGUGACAGUGGUGGUGAGGAUGGAGAGGGGGGCACUUCUCUCAGCCUUGAGGUGCAGGUGGACUCCGAUGUCUCCCUAAAGGACAGUGGUGGGGCUCCCACUAGGGAUGACACUUCGUUGGAUGCAAAGUCAAAGGAGAUUAUGGCAGAGGAGCCACACAGGAGCCCAGCAGCUGAGAUAUCAGUGACCAGCAAUGGGGAAACUGACAACAGCCAUGAUGAUGUGUUUCAGAGGGACGCAGCUCAUGGGAUGACCAGUUUUCCAAGUAUGGCACAAGCCCACAUCCCAUCUGACAGUUAUGGCUCAACCACAGAGGGCGUUGUUGAAGUGGGGCCAUAUCAAGGAUCAGCCAGCCUGCCUACGACACCCACAGUUGGCCCGAGCUCAGUAGCGGCUAGCCGCUUGGCUCGCCUGGCCAGUGACAGUCAGGUGGAGCUGGAGAAAGGUGCUACACAAGGACAGCCUAUGAGCGGAGCAGUUGUCCUCGCAGAUGACCUGAAGAACCCAGCGAUGGAAAAGCUGGAUCUGGUGAGGAAAUGGAGCAUCAACACCUACAAGUGCACUAAGCAGAUUUUGUCUGAGAAGCUGGGGCGUGGCUCCCGGACAGUUGAUCUGGAGCUGGAGGCGCAGAUUGAUGUUCUCCGUGAUAACAAGCGCAAAUAUGAGCAAGUUAUCAAGCUAGCUCAAACACUGGCCGCCCAGCUUUCUCAGAUGAUGCAGACUCAAAGACAACUGGGAGAUGCCUUUGCGGAUCUCAGUUUAAAAUCGCCUGAGCUUCAUGAGGAGUUCAGCUACAAUGCAGACACCCAAAAACUCCUGUCCAAAAAUGGCGAGACUCUCUUGGGAGCUAUCAACUUCUUCAUUUCUUCUGUGAAGACGCUAGUGGAUAAAACCAUUGAGGAUACCAUGCUUAACAUCAAACAGUAUGAAACCGCCAGAGUUGAAUAUGAUGCAUACCGCACCGACUUGGAAGAGCUGAACCUCGGUCCGCGUGAUGGCAACACAUUGCCGAAGAUUGAACUGUCUCAGCAGCAGUUUCAAGUCCACCGUGAGAAAUAUGAGCGCAUGCGCAAUGACGUGUCUGUCAAACUGAAGUUCCUCGAGGAGAACAAGGUCAAAGUGCUGCACAAUCAGCUUCUUCUGUUCCAUAAUGCCAUCGCAGCAUACUAUGCAGGAAACCAACAGCAACUAGAACAGACCCUCAAACAAUUCCACAUCAAGCUGAAAAUGCCAGGUGGAGACACCCCAUCAUGGCUAGAAGAGCACUGAUCCAUGGUUCAGGCCUUCGCUGUGUGAACCAUAAAGGAAGGAAGGCAUCAGCAACAAUGAAGAUGCAAAGUGCACUCCUUCAAUGUCAAACUGCCCCAACCCCAAAAAUGGCAGUGGGCUACCACGUUUCUCUGGCUGACCUUAAAUCUGACAAACACGGAAAAACAGUUAAGAUAAUUGUAAUUUUGUCUAUCUUGAUAACUUUUCAAGCUAAAGAUUUUUAUAAUGUCCUUGUAUUUUCACAACUGAAGAAAAAUGUUUUUUUUAGCUCUUUAAUGAAAAAAACCUAAAUAAUGCAACUCAAGGGAUGUGCACUUUUGCAGUGAUAUGACAAAUCUGAUAUUAAAUGUACUGGGCGGUGGGAACGCCCAUUCACCCAGCUCAUUGAAUGUAGGACUUGAAGUGUGGCCUGAAGUCUGAAUGGCCACAUUUACAUGAGAGAUUCAAUUCAGAAUUAACUCAAUUUAAUUCUUGAGUAAAGCUCAAUUCCGCAUUGAAGACGUCAUGUAAACACUUCACAAUUCGGAAUUAAAUGGAAGUUCAAUGUGAACUCGACAGAAUUGUUUGAUUCUGAAUAAUUAAUUCUGAAUUAAAAAUGUCAUGUAAUGACAUGGCCAAUGUCUCUCAAAGAAUCAGCAAGACACACUUUUUCCUUUUUUAAACUGUUGUCCUUUAAACUUUGCUCUCACCAGCAUGGGCAGCUAAUGGUUAGGACAAAACCAAAAACAUAGACUAUCGAAAUAUUGAAAACACAAUAAGAUAUUUUAAUGGGACUGCUCUGGGAUUGUAAAUAUUCACUAACACUCAGAGAACGUUCUAAUGUCCCCCAGUGUUCACUUUCAAGGAAAUUUAGAAUCUAAUACGGGAAAGGAAGACAAUACUUUUGUAGUAGAUGCAGUUUCUAUUUCUAAGUUAAGCUGAUUAGAUGUAUGAUGCAGAUUGUUAUUUUCAUUGGGUAUAUUGCUACUUCUUAAAGAAGGAAGGACCAGCCUUAUUGUUUUCUUGUUUUACUUGAUAUAAAAUGACUUGAUGUGCCUUUUCAACGUUGCAUGCCGGUCCAGCCCGUGGUUGUGAUCAUGUGAAAGGGGAAAACGCGGAAGGCAACCACACUGCCUGGCUGUGGAACACCUUGCAGGCCUAUAACACAUGCACAUGUUCCUGUCACAGCCAGGACAGUAUAAUAGUCAUAUUCAUUCAAUGCCCUGCAAAUUUGACACAGUCUCUACUAAGUCAACUCAGCUCAGCAGCCCGUGCUGAUUUUAUGGAUUACAAAACUUCAACCAAAAAACAUCUGAUGAUUGUGCACUGGAGUGACCAGCACUGCCCUUUCUGAUGAUCCCUGUUUAUUUAUCACCAGAUUUUCCUUAGCUGUUGUUCUUUACAAAGAAUACAGUACCUGAUACAAAUUUACUCUACGUUUAUAGUUGCUUGGUACAUACACAAGCACACUCCAUUUUCCAGUUUCCAUAAAAGGUGUAAUGCUGCCAGCAGAACUACAUAUGAAUCACUAUGUAAUUAAAAUAAUUGAACGCCUUUCCACCAGAUAUGUUAUAUUGCAAAAUGUGUGUUAGUUUCUCUCAAGCAGAUUAUUUUCCACCUCAAAAAUGUUUUUGCACACUGUGUACAGUUGAGUUCCUGAUCAUGACCAUAAAGCACAGUUGGUGAGGCAGGGUCCUGCCAUCACUUGAGUUCCUAACCAGUUUUGCAUCUGUAUUACAUUGCCCUGUACCCAGUAGGGCGGUGUAGAGGUAUGCUUGCACAAUGACGCUGUGUUUUCACACACAAACAUGUCAGCAUAUAAGUAGAUGAACAUAUAUAAAUAUCUCUAUAUUUGUAAGUUCUGCAUUUUAAUCUUGUAUAAAUGAACUCUUUCAUGGGCAUUGUGUUGAAGGCAUCGCCAUUUGGAGUAUCACGUAUGAAGGUGUAUCAUCAAUUAACAGUCACUGUUAAUAUGAUGCAUAUUGAGUGAUGGGCUUUCAGAUGUAAGAAACCCUCUAUGUUGUGUAAUAUCUUUUGAGGAGAAAAUUAAACUAUUUUUCUUCUUAACCUUCUGAAACUUCUUUGACUAGUAUCAGAUCAUUCUGCAAGGAAACGCAAUUGUCAGAAUCAACGUUUGAUUUCUAUCCCUGAGAGUUUCAAUGCUGUAGCA
This is a messenger RNA of Engraulis encrasicolus (European anchovy), 4019 nucleotides long. It is a transcript of the gene arfip1, whose product is annotated as ADP-ribosylation factor interacting protein 1 (arfaptin 1). Gene Ontology annotation, molecular function: phospholipid binding; protein domain specific binding. The record is from RefSeq and is a predicted model, not a curated record. NCBI's taxonomy places the organism in Eukaryota, Metazoa, Chordata, Actinopteri, Clupeiformes, Engraulidae. Gene Ontology annotation, biological process: intracellular protein transport; regulation of Arp2/3 complex-mediated actin nucleation. The coding region runs from base 383 to 1870 and encodes 495 amino acids. The transcript is spliced from 10 exons. Gene Ontology annotation, cellular component: trans-Golgi network membrane.